This is a messenger RNA of Xyrauchen texanus (razorback sucker), 795 nucleotides long. RefSeq names its product superoxide dismutase 2, mitochondrial (gene sod2). Gene Ontology annotation, biological process: superoxide metabolic process. The transcript is spliced from 5 exons. Gene Ontology annotation, molecular function: metal ion binding; superoxide dismutase activity. The coding region runs from base 95 to 769 and encodes 224 amino acids. The record is from RefSeq and is a predicted model, not a curated record. Gene Ontology annotation, cellular component: mitochondrion. Lineage: Eukaryota; Metazoa; Chordata; Actinopteri; Cypriniformes; Catostomidae.
UCCGGUCCAAGUUGAAGUUACAUUUUCAAGGGCAGGUUGGAAUAGAUCGUGUUUAGAUCCAGUGCAUGUGUGUUGACGUGUGACGGACAAGAACAUGCUGUGCAGAGUCGGAUAUGUCCGCAGGUGUGCUGCCACCUUGAACCCCAUCUUGGGUGCCAUGGCCUCCAGACAGAAGCACACACUCCCUGACCUCCCCUAUGACUAUGGUGCACUUGAGCCACACAUUUGUGCUGAGAUUAUGCAGCUGCACCACAGCAAGCACCAUGCAACAUACAUCAACAACCUCAAUGUCACUGAGGAGAAAUAUCAAGAGGCUCUGGCCAAGGGGGAUGUGACAACCCAAGUGUCCCUUCAGCCUGCAUUGAAAUUUAAUGGUGGUGGUCAUAUUAAUCAUACUAUAUUCUGGACUAAUCUCUCACCAAAUGGUGGAGGAGAGCCACAAGGGGAUCUGUUUGAGGCUAUUAAGCGUGACUUUGGCUCAUUUCAGAAGAUGAAGGAUAGGAUGUCUGCUGCCACAGUGGCUGUGCAGGGCUCUGGCUGGGGCUGGUUGGGCUUUGAGAAGGACAGUGGGAGGCUAAGGAUUUCUGCUUGCUCUAACCAAGAUCCUUUGCAGGGCACUACAGGUCUCAUCCCACUACUUGGGAUAGAUGUCUGGGAGCAUGCAUACUAUCUCCAGUACAAGAAUGUCAGACCGGACUACGUUAAGGCCAUCUGGAAUGUUGUGAACUGGGAGAAUGUCACCGAGCGUUUCCAAGCUGCAAAGAAAUAAAUUACACCACUCUUGGUUUAAAAAAA